ACAAAAUGGCGUCGUCAGCCGGUCGAACUUUACGAAGCGCUUCUCGCUUAAUUUUACAGGCUGCAAGCUCACAGAGUGGACGGAUUGCGUCACAAGCCGGAAGCCCAAAACUACAGACAGUUCGGGCUCUUCAUCAAGCUGCAGGAAUAAGUUUAGCAAGACAAGCCCAGAGGACUUUUUCUGUUAGUAUAUCAAGGACAGUUUCUGCUUGUGCUAUGAUGAGUACAGCUUCACCAGUGUCUACCUGUGGAUCACUGUUAUGUACUGGAAGCAGCUCAGAUAUGAUGGAAGUAUCUGCUAGUGAAGACGAGGGACUAGUGAUCGAGGCGCCGGAGAAACUCGACGAUUUAUAACAUUGGUUUUCCUUACAUACAAUAACUGUUGUAUGUAAUUCUGUUAUUUAGUUACAAAUGCAGUUUUAUUGCUGUCCCUCAAGACUUCUUCUGAUUUGACAUUUUGCCAGGAUUUCUUAAAUACAAACUAUUAUACAUUUUUUGAACCAGAGUUGUGCAGGUGGAUUCAGGAACUCCUGAAGUGGGAUUUUUUCGAAAAUUGUAUAAUAAGAGGUUGUGUGGAAAAAUCCUCUCAGAAAAUAGUGAUUGGUGUUACUUAACCUUUUUACUCCAGGAAGUGAUUAACAAGUAACUUCUCCCUUCAAUAUCCAUGACUAUCCAGCAAACAGGUAAUGAGAAUACUCAAACUGAUCAGGUAGAAGUUGUUAUCUUGAUCUAACACCAAAUUCUCAUAACUUAUUUACAAGGAAAUGUGAAGCAGCUAGAGGGGAGAAUUAACAGUCAGAUCCUGGGAGUUGAAGGGUUAAGUGAAGGUUUCAUUACAGCAGCUGUAGUGUAAUUUUUGUCUGGGCCAUAUGAAUUGAAAUGUUGAUCAUUUUUUUUUAUUCAAUGUAAAAAUCUCUUCAGGAGCAGUAUUAUUGAACAGGAAGUUCAUUUAGGAGCAUUAAUGUAAGCAGUAUGAGCAGUAGUAUGAAAUUUUGUGGAGGAGGUAAUCACACUUUGCAAUCAAAGUGUCAGCCAUUGUCAAUGACUUCUUCAAGAUGUUGUACUGCAGAUGGAUUUUUUAUGUUUCAUGCUUGGCAUCAUGUUAAAACACUUUUUUUAACUUUAAAAUUUGUUGUUAAUGGUAGUUUUCUUUUGCAUGUCAUUCUACUUUUUUUCCUGAAUUUUUUCUGUGUUUUUGGUUUCAUAGGGGAUUAUAAGGUUAGGAACCCUUGUGAAAAUGAUUGCUAAAUUCUUAAAUCUUAAUUACAAGUCUUUGCAAUGUUUUAUAAUGGAUAGAAAUUCUCCAAGUCUGUUCCUAGUAUGGUGUUUAUUGUAUAAUUUAACUAGACAAGUAAUUGUUAUUUAUUGUAAGUUCUCAUUGCCUUUGAUACUAGUAUAUGCUAGCCUAUGAUUUUCUUAAACACUUGCUUGCUCACUGUGUAUUUCAUGUUUCCAUCUCAUUAAAAACAGUAAUGAAAGGUA
Pocillopora verrucosa is the source of this 1481-nucleotide messenger RNA. RefSeq lists its product as uncharacterized. The record is from RefSeq and is a predicted model, not a curated record. Lineage: Eukaryota; Metazoa; Cnidaria; Anthozoa; Scleractinia; Pocilloporidae.